Molecule: messenger RNA, 4977 nt
Organism: Drosophila rhopaloa
Lineage: Eukaryota; Metazoa; Arthropoda; Insecta; Diptera; Drosophilidae
Gene: PMCA
Product: plasma membrane calcium-transporting ATPase 2
Exons: 16
Coding region: 156-3992 (1278 amino acids)
Biological process (GO): calcium ion transmembrane transport; regulation of cytosolic calcium ion concentration
Cellular component (GO): intracellular membrane-bounded organelle; membrane
Molecular function (GO): ATP hydrolysis activity; ATP binding; P-type calcium transporter activity
Source: RefSeq, a predicted model, not a curated record
UUUGAUGUAUCGAUAUUUCUCCUAUCGAGUAUAAAUGUUGCAGAAAAACGGAGUGUCAUAAAUUUAGAUUAAAUAUUUAGCUACAUUUCGCGGGGUGUUUAGUUAAGUCGUGCGGAAUUAAACAACUACUAAUUGUGUAGAGUAGACCAUAACAAAUGGCCACUAUAGAUGGAAGACCGGCGCAGUAUGGUAUAUCACUUAAACAACUGCGCGAGCUCAUGGAGCAUCGUGGUCGUGAAGGUGUUAUGAAGAUUGCCGAAUUUGGUGGUAUUCAUGAAUUAUGUAAAAAGUUAUACACAUCUCCCAAUGAAGGAAAGUUUUUUCCAUUUAAUAUAUUUAUACAAUUGUAUAACGUAUAUGUUGUGACUUUAGGUCUAAGUGGCUCGAAAGCUGACGAGGAGCACAGGCGGGAAACAUUCGGAUCAAAUGUAAUACCACCGAAGCCACCGAAAACCUUUUUGACACUAGUCUGGGAGGCUCUUCAAGAUGUAACCCUUAUUAUUUUAGAGGUAGCUGCAUUAGUAUCGCUCGGUCUAUCAUUUUAUAAACCCGCCGACGAGGACGCGCCUGUGCUACAGGAGGAGGAGGAACACCAUGGUUGGAUUGAAGGAUUGGCCAUACUGAUUUCUGUUAUUGUAGUAGUUAUAGUGACAGCUUUUAACGAUUACUCAAAGGAAAGACAAUUCCGAGGUCUGCAGAAUCGUAUUGAGGGCGAGCACAAGUUUUCAGUUAUCCGUGGUGGGGAAGUGUGCCAAAUUUCUGUUGGAGAUAUUCUUGUUGGCGAUAUUGCCCAGGUUAAAUAUGGAGACUUAUUGCCAGCAGAUGGUUGUCUUAUUCAAAGCAACGAUUUAAAGGUGGACGAAUCUUCAUUAACUGGCGAAUCUGAUCAUGUCAAAAAGGGAGCGGACGUUGAUCCCAUGGUUCUAUCCGGAACCCAUGUUAUGGAAGGCAGCGGUAAAAUGGUUGUUACCGCCGUUGGGGUUAACUCUCAAGCCGGUAUCAUUUUUACGCUCCUUGGUGCGGCAGUUGAUGAGCAGGAAGCUGAAAUUAAAAAGAUGAAAAAGGAAGCCAAAAGGGCCAACAAACAAAAAAGUUUGACAGGUGAAAGCGACGGUCGAACGCAAAAGGGGACGCAAGCGCCAACUCCACGUCAAACAGUUUCAAGCGAAGGGACCAAGUCUGAAUCUGAGGGAAAUCAUGUGCCGCAAUCUUCGUCGACUUCCGCAGCUCCCGAGACAGGACAUAAAAAAGAAAAAUCUGUGCUGCAGGCAAAGUUGACUAAAUUGGCUAUACAGAUUGGUUAUGCUGGAUCGACCAUUGCCGUACUCACAGUUAUAAUUCUAAUAAUUCAGUUUUGUAUUAAAACUUUUGUUAUUGAUGACAAGCCCUGGAAGAACACUUAUGCCAAUAACUUGGUGAAACACUUAAUAAUUGGUGUCACAGUAUUAGUAGUGGCGGUACCAGAGGGACUUCCUCUGGCUGUAACCUUAUCUCUAGCGUAUUCUGUCAAGAAAAUGAUGAAGGACAAUAAUUUGGUUCGACAUUUGGAUGCGUGUGAAACAAUGGGUAAUGCCACUGCCAUUUGCUCUGAUAAGACUGGAACUCUUACAACCAAUCGUAUGACUGUUGUACAAUCCUACAUCUGUGAGAAAUUGUGCAAAGUUUUGCCAACCCUUAGUGAUAUACCGCAACAUGUGGGCAAUUUGAUUACAAUGGGAAUAUCUGUUAACUCGGCGUACACUUCAAAUAUAAUGGGUGGACACAACCCGGGCGAUUUACCAAUCCAAGUUGGAAACAAAACCGAGUGUGCUCUUUUGGGCUUUGUUCAGGGGUUAGGUGUCAAGUACCAAUCUAUUCGAGAUGAAAUUACAGAGGACAAAUUUACCCGCGUGUAUACUUUUAAUUCCGUUCGCAAGAGUAUGGGCACUGUAAUACCCCGUCCUAAUGGAGGAUAUCGUUUAUAUACUAAAGGAGCUUCUGAAAUUAUUAUGAAAAAGUGUGCUUUUAUCUAUGGUCAUGAAGGAGCCUUGGAAAAAUUCACAAGAGAUAUGCAAGAGCGUUUAAUUCGUGAAGUUAUUGAACCAAUGGCUUGUGAUGGUCUGCGCACCAUAUCUGUUGCAUAUCGUGACUUUGUGCCUGGCAAAGCUGCCAUUAAUGAAGUACAUAUUGAUGGUGAACCUAACUGGGAUGACGAGGAAAACAUUAUGACGAAUCUUACUUGCCUGUGUGUGGUUGGUAUAGAAGAUCCAGUUCGUCCCGAAGUACCAGACGCCAUUCGUAAAUGUCAACGCGCAGGUAUAACCGUUCGAAUGGUUACUGGAGACAACAUUAAUACAGCACGUUCAAUUGCAAGCAAGUGCGGUAUUUUGCGUCCAAAUGACGACUUUCUUAUUCUAGAAGGAAAAGAAUUUAAUAGGCGUAUUCGGGAUAGCAACGGAGAUAUUCAACAACAUCUUAUUGAUAAAGUAUGGCCAAAAUUACGGGUUCUGGCUCGUUCUUCUCCGACUGACAAGUAUACUUUGGUUAAAGGUAUAAUUGACAGCACUGUUAGUGAAAAUCGUGAAGUUGUUGCUGUAACUGGCGACGGAACAAAUGAUGGCCCAGCGCUAAAAAAAGCAGAUGUGGGCUUUGCAAUGGGAAUUGCCGGAACAGACGUUGCCAAGGAAGCUUCUGAUAUUAUAUUAACUGAUGAUAAUUUCAGCAGCAUUGUUAAAGCUGUAAUGUGGGGACGAAAUGUAUAUGACUCCAUAGCGAAGUUUUUACAGUUUCAGUUAACGGUUAAUGUAGUCGCUGUAAUUGUAGCAUUUAUUGGUGCGUGUGCCGUGCAAGAUUCUCCUCUUAAAGCAGUCCAGAUGUUGUGGGUGAAUCUAAUAAUGGAUACAUUGGCAUCACUUGCAUUAGCAACAGAGUUUCCAACACCAGAUCUAUUGCUCCGUAAACCCUAUGGCCGCACAAAACCUUUAAUUUCUCGCACAAUGAUGAAGAACAUAUUGGGUCAAGCGCUUUAUCAGUUGGUAAUAAUAUUUGGAUUACUUUUUGUCGGCGAUUUAAUACUUGAUAUUGAAUCCGGACGCGGACAAGAACUCAACGCUGGCCCAACACAGCACUUUACAAUUAUCUUUAAUACAUUUGUCAUGAUGACAUUGUUUAAUGAAAUAAAUGCUAGAAAAAUCCAUGGGCAGCGCAACGUUAUCGAAGGACUUCUUACAAAUCCCAUAUUUUACACCAUAUGGAUAUUUACUAUGAUAUCGCAGGUGUUAAUCAUUCAAUAUGGAAAAAUGGCUUUCUCGACCAGGGCUCUGUCUCUAGACCAAUGGCUCUGGUGUAUCUUUUUUGGAAUUGGUACACUUGUCUGGGGUCAAUUGAUUACCUCAGUGCCUACAAGAAAAUUACCUAAGAUAUUAUCAUGGGGUCGCGGCCAUCCUGAGGAGUACACAGAUGCCAUGAACUUGGGCGAAGAACGUUUUGAUUCAAUCGAUUCUGAUAAGAAACCGAGAGCUGGACAAAUUCUCUGGAUUCGUGGACUUACUCGCUUGCAAACUCAAUUGCGUGUGAUUCGUGCUUUCCGCUCGACAUUGGAAGACCUAAACGAACGUCGAUCGAUGCACAGCUUACAUAGCUUACGCAGUCCUCGGACGAGUUUCCCAGUUCAAUUGGGAAGUGGCCACCCAUUGUACAAUUUUAAUCUGCUGAGCCCCAAUUACGUCAAGCACCAACAACAACAGCAACCAAAGCCACCAGCGAAGCCUCAACAGAACGUGUCAAGUGCCAUGCUGCCGGUGGACAUAUCUUACAUUGACGAAGACCCGCACCAGCAUCAGCGUAUUUUGCACAACGGAAUAGCUUCCCAACACCCAUCAAUAUCCACAAACAUAUCUGUCCCUGCCUCAAGCCAAAGCUUUUCAGAAAUUGCACAAACCUUGCAACAACAAAUCCGUUUUAAUAACACUGAAACUAAGCAUUCCAAUGGACAAAAUGAGACUCGAAUUUAAAUGGUUUCAGUUAAAAAAAAUGCGUCCCAAUUAAAUUUGAUUUUGUAUCGAAUUUGAAAAAACAAAUCAUGGUGAGGCUCAACAAGAAUUCCGAAAUCCAAAUGAGACUGACCAUGAUUUUCUAAGCGUAAUCCUAUUUGUAAGACUUAACCCAAGCAGGUUAAUGUAAUACGUAAAUGAUCGCUCUUAUUUCAGUAUAUAAUGUUAAAAAAACACUGACAUUUUCGAUUCAACUGUAAACUCUUAAGGGAACCUCAAUGACAAAAGUGAAUUUAUUUAUCUUAUUUAUAAAUAUGUGCAUGAAAUUACAUAAAGCCAGAGAUAUAACACUUAAUUUCAUUUUUAAACUAGCCUGUUAUACCCAACCAGAUAAGUACACGCAAUGCUCAAAAUCUAAAGGUUCCCUGAGUUACCCUGAAAUUUAUAUUCUCUAACAAUAAUACCUACCCAUGUAAAUGUAAGCAUGCAUUUUAUAAAAUAACUUCGUAUUUUUGAAAAAAAGUAAUGUAUUAUUUUAGUAAUGUUAUUACUAACAAAAAAUGAGAUUUUAUGUCUACUUUUACUGUGUGGUGCGUUAAUAUUUAUUAACUUUAUGCAAACAUGGAGCUGUGUUUGUGAACAUUUUUCUGUUUAUCAAUUUAGCUGUGUAUCUAUUGCAGUAUAUUGUUUGGCCGCUGUUACAUUACAACGACCUUAAAGGGCAAAAGAAUUGUAGACGUAAAGGAUUUUUAUGUAUUCAAAUAUAUAAAUAUGUUGGUAUCAAUCAAACUUGGUAAAAAUAGAGUUUACAGUUCAACACAUGAAAAUGAUUAAAGAUAUAGGAAGUCGUAUUGAUAUAUUAUUUAAGCGCAAGUUAAAUAUCGUACAUGUGCAUAUAUCUAAGGUGGGGUGUCAAUAUAUUUUGUGCUAUGUUACUAAAAACCUUUUAGCUUCUCAUCAUUGCUCUUAACUAAUAAAACAGCCGUAUAUUUUUUCUUACCAACAA